Phlebotomus argentipes is the source of this 1535-nucleotide messenger RNA. It is a transcript of the gene Nfs1, whose product is annotated as cysteine desulfurase, mitochondrial. NCBI's taxonomy places the organism in Eukaryota, Metazoa, Arthropoda, Insecta, Diptera, Psychodidae. The transcript is spliced from 3 exons. The record is from RefSeq and is a predicted model, not a curated record. Gene Ontology annotation, molecular function: cysteine desulfurase activity; pyridoxal phosphate binding. Bases 80 to 1432 code for a protein of 450 amino acids. Gene Ontology annotation, cellular component: mitochondrion; nucleus; cytosol. Gene Ontology annotation, biological process: [2Fe-2S] cluster assembly.
AUUGUCUGCAGUGUUUUGUCGCGGCGUAAUUGCAUGAGGAAAUAUCGCGAAAUCGUCUUUAAGUGCGAAUAACACAAAAAUGUAUCACAUUUUCCGAAAAAUUUCAUCCAACGGCGUGUCACUGCUCCAGGUGACGUGCAAACCGACUGUUAUUUGGCAAAAUACAAGAUUGCUCUCGAGAGAUAUCAAAUCAAAAUUCAGUAUUGGGGACGAAGUAUUGGAUGGCAGACCUCUCUAUCUCGAUGCGCAGGCGACCACACCACUGGAUCCCCGAGUUCUCGAUUCGAUGCUUCCAUACUUGACUAGCUACUAUGGGAAUCCUCACUCCAGGACACACGCUUAUGGGUGGGAAAGCGAGGAGGCGAUGGAAAAGGCGCGCGCUCAAGUGGCUGGACUGAUUGGCGCUGAUCCGCGAGAGGUGAUCUUCACUUCGGGCGCCACAGAGUCCAACAACAUCAGCGUGAAGGGUGUGGCGCGGUUCUACGGCGAGAAGAAGAAGCACGUUAUCACCACACAAACGGAGCACAAGUGCGUGCUGGACUCUUGCCGGGCUCUCGAGGCUGAGGGCUACCGCGUGACGUACUUGCCGGUGCAGCAGAAUGGGCUUGUGGAUAUGGAGGAGCUGGAGCGCGCUCUCACGCCAGACACAUCGCUGGUGUCUGUGAUGAUGGUGAACAAUGAGAUUGGCGUGAAGCAGCCGGUGGCGGAGAUUGGGGCGCUCUGUCGCUCCAAAGGUGUCUUCUUCCACACGGACGCGGCUCAGGCGGUGGGGAAGAUUCCCAUCGACGUGAACGCCAUGAAGAUUGAUCUCAUGUCGAUAUCAGGCCACAAAAUCUACGGGCCCAAAGGCGUUGGCGCCAUUUACGUGCGGCGUCGGCCGCGCGUGAGAAUUGAGGCCAUCCAGAGUGGCGGCGGUCAGGAGAGGGGCAUUCGCAGUGGCACUGUCCCUACGCCACUGGCAGUGGGUCUGGGCGCAGCCUGCGACAUUGCAUCACGGGAGAUGGAGUAUGAUCACAAGUGGGUGACUUUCCUUUCCGACAGACUCCAAAAGACCAUAACUGAGGCCUUGCCUCAGGUCAUCCGCAACGGGGAUCCCACGCAGACUUAUCCGGGAUGUCUCAAUCUGUCCUUUGCUUACGUCGAGGGAGAAUCUCUGCUGAUGGCGCUGAAGGAUAUCGCCUUGUCCAGCGGUUCGGCGUGCACAUCCGCUUCUCUGGAGCCUUCCUACGUGCUGCGCGCCAUUGGGACGGACGAGGAUCUCGCGCACAGCUCCAUUCGCUUCGGCAUGGGCAGAUUCACGACUGUCCAGGAGGUGGACUACACAGCUGAGAAGUGCAUCAAGCACGUGACCAGGCUGCGGGAGAUGUCCCCACUGUGGGAGAUGGUGCAGGAGGGCGUCGACUUGAAGGCGAUCCAGUGGUCUCAGCAUUAAAUUGGUGAUCUAGACUUUAUCACUUCAUAGUUACACUUUAUUAAGCGGUGGAGUAAUAAAACAUAUUUAAGAGGUAUUAAAUUAAAGAAAUGUGAUUCAGCAA